Danio rerio (zebrafish) is the source of this 2553-nucleotide messenger RNA. It is a transcript of the gene tas1r3, whose product is annotated as taste receptor, type 1, member 3. The record is from RefSeq and is marked provisional. Gene Ontology annotation, biological process: sensory perception of taste; G protein-coupled receptor signaling pathway. Gene Ontology annotation, molecular function: G protein-coupled receptor activity. NCBI's taxonomy places the organism in Eukaryota, Metazoa, Chordata, Actinopteri, Cypriniformes, Danionidae. Gene Ontology annotation, cellular component: plasma membrane; membrane.
AUGCUUCUACUGAGGAUGAAGAACAAGUGGACUUUUCUGGUGCUCUGUGGCAUUCUGGGGUCUGGACUCGGCGACAACCCAUCAUGGUUCAACAACAUCACUACAAAUUUUUUCAAAUCUCCUGGAGAUAUUCUCAUUGGAGGACUAUUUCCCAUCAACCAACUCACAAGUGAACUGAGCCAACGGGUGAAACCUGAUGAUCUUCAGUGUGACAGCAUAAGCACAUAUGGUCUGUCUCUUUCGCUGGUGAUGAAGUUCACUGUGGACGAGAUCAACUCUAAAAAGCAUAUUCUCCCAGGGAUCACUCUUGGAUUUGAGAGCUAUGACACCUGCAUGCAGCCAGCCGUUAUCAUGAAGCCCGUCCUGCAGCUUCUCACACAGGAAUCAACAGAUGAACUGGACAUUUAUUGUAACUACACAAACUACAAGCCUCGGGUUAUGGCUAUCAUAGGACCAGACAGCUCAGACGUGGUCCCAGAUGCUGGCAAGCUGAUUGGUUUUUUCUUGAUGCCAAUGAUUAGUUAUGGUGCCACCAGCGAUGAGUUCAGUAACAAACAGACCUACCCGUCUUUCAUGCGAACCGUCGCCAGCGAUCAGUGGCAGGUUGUGGCCAUGAUACAGCUGCUGAAACAGUUUGGGUGGAACUGGGUGUCAGUAAUAGGUAGUGACGAAGAAUACGGCCAGAUGGGUCAGCAGCAGUUCUCCAGCAUGGCCAAUGAUGAGUCCAUCUGCGUGGCCUAUCAGGGUUUAAUUCCCGUAUACAGUGAUCCAGGACCUACAAUACAAGAUAUGCUGAAUCGGAUCGUGGAUGCUAAAGUUGGAGUGGUGGUGGUCUUCUCUAUUCCCAUCCCAGCUAAAGCCUUCUUUAAAGAGGUAAUCAAAAGAAACAUUACAGCUGUUUGGGUGGCGAGCACAGCAUGGAGUCUGAAUGAUGGUGUAUCCACCCUGCCUGGCAUCACUUCAAUAGGCACCGUGCUGGCGUUUGCAGACAUCACCAGACCUCUUGACCUCUUUACUCCCUACAUCCGUGAGCUUUUCACCAAAAUAGAGGGGAUGGCGAUCCCACAACAGCUAGAUGCAGACAUCUCGCCUCUGGACAACCCAUGCCCAAGAUGCAGCUAUGUGAGCCAAGCCAACGUGAGCAUGGUAGAGGUAGACCUAGUGCAGCGCUCAGCUUUCAGUGUCUAUGCUGCCGUCUACUGUGCCGCAUAUGCUCUGCAUGACUUGCUUGGAUGCAAUGCAACCAGCUGCACUCGAAAUCCUAAAAGAGACAAUGUCUAUCCAUGGCAGCUGUUGCGGAAACUCCAAAAACUGUCUUUAGACCUUGAGGGGGUCAAUAUUCAGUUUGAUGAUGAGGGCAAUCCAAACUUUGGCUACGAUUUUAUGCAGUGGAUCUUCAAUGACACCACCGUGACCUUUGAUGUAAUUGGAUACUUUUAUCAGAACCUUACCAUUGAAAGCAAUGCUAUAAAAUGGCACACAAAAAACGGAGAGGUGCCAAUGUCCACCUGCUCCUCAGACUGUGGGAUAGGACAGGUGCGCAGAGUCAAAGGUUUCCAUUCCUGCUGUUUUGACUGUAUUGACUGCUUGGAGGGAACAUUCCUAAACAACACAGAUGACAUUCAGUGUAAAUCAUGUCCCAAUGGCCAGUGGUCAACUCUAAGAAGCACAAGCUGUGUCUAUCCCAUCUACACCUACCUGGACUGGACCAACUAUGAGUCAAUCGGAGUCAUUCUGGGAGGAAUUGUAGUGCUUGCAUCACAUGUAUGGGUGGGGGCUCUGUUUUUCAAGCACAGAGGAACUCCACUGGUGAAAACUGCAGGUGGACCGCUGUGUGGCCUUACCUUGCUGAGCCUUGCUGGAGGAUGUAUGAGUCUGGUGCUGUUCCUGGGUCAGCCGGGAGACACCGUCUGCCGCCUGCAGGAGCCACUUAAUGCCUUUUUUCCCACCGUGGCCCUCUCAGUCAUUCUGUCCAGUUCCCUUCAGAUUGUGUGCGUCACAGAGUUUCCUGAGCAGUCUUCCGAACACCUAGAAAACCUACGCGGACGAGGAAGCUGGUUUGUGAUUCUGGGAUGUUGCGGGCUGCAAGCGGGACUAUGCGGCUGGUAUGGCCUAGAAGGUCCCUCCCUGACCCAAUACGUCGCCAGUUUGGAUGUGACUUAUGUGAAAACUUUUCUACGCUGCCCAGUGGAGCCAAUGUUAAACUUCGGCCUGAUGCUCGGUUUUAAUGUCAUCCUGGCUCUGAUGUCAUUCAUGUCCACCUUCAUGGCUCUAAAGCCACCUGGACAGUACAACUUAGCCAGAGACAUCACCAUCUCCACCUUGAGUUACUGCGUCAUGUGGGUGAUGUUCAUCCCUAUUUACACCAGUCUAGAUGAUAAAAAUAAGUCCCUUGCUCAAGUAGGAGUUAGUUUACUCAGUAAUAUGGGGUUGGUUGCGGCCUACUUCUUCCCUAAAUGCCACCUGCUGGUCAAACAACCAGAACUCAACACAGAUGAUCACUUUCGUACAUUUUUGGAAGGCGUCCCACCGACACCACCUGAAGAAAGCUAA